GGCGGAGCGCGGCGGCUCCGGGGGCUGCGCGGGGAGCGCGGAGGUGGGAGCAGCGCAAGUCGUGCCUCGCAUUACUUUUAUUUUUAUUUCUGUUUUUUAAUUUGUUUUAAAAAUCUGUUUAUUCCCUCCGCCCUACCGAAGUUGGAUGUCUUCUCAGCCCGUCUGGGAGAAGAGAAGGGAGCGGGAGGGGAGACCCCACACCAUCCAUCCUGCGGAAUGUGGGCGACCCGGCGGGUGCCGAAGCCAGGUGUCAGGUGCGUCGCUGCUCAGGACGCCUCUCCAGAAGACUUCAGCUGUCUUUUUACUUCGGGUUGCUGUGGAUGAUAGAUGCAGAAAGGCACUCAUUGUCAGAAGAGAAACAGCAAUAGCUGCCCUUUGGUAGAAGGGCUGCACAUUUGCUCUGAAGGAAGAGACCACGCUCAAGUACUUUAUUAAGAUACCUUCCAUUCUGAGCCUCAAAAAAGAUCGUCUAGCAUGAUCCUGGGUUUAAAUAACAAAGAUGAAUUUGAGGUGAUUGAUUGGUUGUUUCUGCUGCUCUGGAGUUAUGUGCAGAGCUGACCACUGGAAAGGCACAGUGCAGGGCAACACUCUGGUGCUGCUAUACAGCAUUUCAGAUCUGUGUAACUAGCCAUGAAUUAUCUCAGCUGAGUGAAGAUCACAAGAAUCCUGAGAUGAUUUGACCUGUAAUGGAGGGACACUUUUGGAAAACUGCUGGAGGACUUCAGCACAGGGCACCUGGCAUCUCUGCCCUCAUCUAGCUGUGUCAAAGUCCGAAAUGAAUCACACUUGGACACACAACCUGAGCUUUGGUGCACCUACAGAUCCUGUUGUGCCAAGGGCUGGGCUCUCACGAAAUGGGCACACAGUAGUGGCUGUUUUUCUUGGAUUUAUCUUGGUUUUUGGUUUCUUGAAUAACUUGAUUGUCCUCAUCCUCUUCUGCAAGUUUAAAACCCUGCGUAACCCAGUCAACAUGCUACUCCUGAACAUCAGUAUCAGCGACAUGUUAGUGUGUAUCUCAGGCACUAGCCUCAGUUUUGCAUCUAACAUCCGUGGCAAAUGGAUUGGAGGGGAGCAUGGUUGUAUGUGGUAUGGCUUUGUCAAUUCCUGCUUUGGCAUUGUGUCUCUGAUCUCCCUGGCUGUCCUGUCCUAUGAACGCUACAGCACCCUCACCCUGUGCAACAAGCGCAACGAUGACUACCAGAAGGCAUUGCUGGCAGUCAGCGGUUCAUGGAUUUAUUCCCUGCUCUGGACUGUGCCACCUCUGAUCGGUUGGAGCAGUUACGGGAUAGAAGGUGCGGGUACAAGCUGUUCAGUACGCUGGUCCUCUGAGUCAGCUGAGUCCAUAUCCUAUAUCAUCUGUCUCUUCAUAUUCUGCUUGGUCAUCCCUGUGAUGAUGAUGAUGUACUGCUACGGUCGCCUCCUUUAUGCUGUUAAACAGGUUGGAAAAAUUCACAAGAAUGCUGCCCGCAAAAGAGAAUAUCGCGUACUAUUCAUGGUGAUCACUACAGUUGUCUGUUAUCUUGUGUGUUGGAUUCCCUAUGGAGUUAUAGCACUACUUGCAACAUUUGGUAAACCAGGUGUGGUGACUCCAGUUGCAAGCACCAUACCUUCCAUCCUAGCAAAAAGCAGCACUGUUUGCAACCCCAUUAUCUACAUACUCAUGAAUAAGCAGUUUUACAAAUGCUUCCGCCAGCUUUUCCACUGCCAACCUCCUUCCUCCACUGAUGGAGAGCCCACCAGCCACUCCAAGGUAACCGUUAUCCAGCUGAAUCAGAGGAAAGACGGUGGAAGCACGUGCAGUAAAGAAGGAAAUCCAGAAACAGACAGUAAAAUGACUUCUCUCCCGCACCCAGAGCCAAGCCUGGAGCCAGUUUCGAAAGCUGUACCACCAAUGUCUUAGGAAAACUGGCUCUGAUGGAAAGUACAAGCCUUAACCAGAGUGUGUUUCAUUUCACUGCCACAUUACCCAGCUGACCUUAAAAUUAAUAAAGGAAGUUGCCACUUGUGGGAUGAGAAAAGUGUCAAGAACAAAUAUUGGGACUCUCUUAUAAUUUCCUUAAUAACAGUAAAGAUGGCCACAUCACUGCAAAUAUGAUUCAAUAAUGACAAAAUUUUAAGCAAUAUCAUCGAUUUUCCGGUAAAUUAGUUAACAGAGCACUUAGAAGUGGUAGAGUUUUAGUUCUUUGUGAUCUGUGGAUCAAUGUCCUUCAGAAUCAACCUAAAAGGCAUGCUGGGGUAUUUGGUUUAGCUCCCUGUCUUUCCUGCCCUAUUCCAUCCAGUCCAUGUCUUGGCAUUUCACAUUAGGUUGCUCAUAAAUAACCAUAAUUUUUGACAGUCCACUCAAGUUUUUGCUCAUGCUGGACAAUGAUGUUUUGUGGGAGGAAAGACAGUGACUGGACAGGCCAGUUUCUGAGUGGUAACAGCUAAUUUACAGAACAUCUUUGUGUUCAAGUCUCGGGUAAACGAACUGAAAGAUGAGCUAAGACAAUGAGUAGUGAUCACCACAUACACAGGUGUCCCUGGGCUACAGAGACUUUUAUGUCCUGGUGGAAAUGGGAGCACUCCUGAGACUUCCAGACCUGAUGCACAUUUUCAAUGCCCAAACUACUCUGGGGAAAAAUGGUGGUCAGUGCCAGACCCUUUCUCCUUUUAGCACCUCUACCACUGCAGACCCCCAGCCAAAGAGGCCAACGGUGCAGUGCAACCAGCACUCCCAUCCCAGCCACCUAUGGAUGAGAUUCCAGGGCAUGCAGCACUAUACACUCAACCUACACAAACCCAGGAAGGUUGGUUCCUCCACUUAGCUGUCACAGCCCCCAAGUUUUCCCUUGGAAUGAUCUGAUCCUGGUGUUUAAUUCAAAACCAGAAGGUGAGAUAGCACUGUAUUAAAGACAGAGGGAAGGAGAAAAAAAAAAAAAAAAAAAAAACACAACAGCUUUUUUUUAAAAAGAAGCUGUUUUCUUUGUAUGAAUAGAGUCCUCACUAAAAUAGGGAAUAAAUGGGUUCAGUUCUGUCCUGUGCCUUAGAGGAUGUGAACCCUCCUUCACAGAGAACAGCCCUCAUGUUGUAGUGAAAACUAAGUUCACAAAAGCCAGGAAUCAACUGUCUUUGAAAGAACAGCAGCAGUUUAAACUGUGAGGACAUUUACACCAGUCCAUGUACCAGGAUAUAUUCAGGUUUUAUUCUCUUUACUUUCUAAUACCAUGCCUGGCUUGUUUUCCUCAAGUCCCUAAAACACAGCUGUCAACAGAGCUCCCCAGACUCUUUUAGGGCAGUGUGCCCUAAAACAGCUCAGUAAAAACUUGAUUAACUAGAUUAAUCCAAUUAAUAUACUAGUAGUACUGUGCCUAGGGGAUUUGGUCAAGAACCCAUAAAACUCCAGUACAAACCAGCAGAAAUAUUGCCAGUCUGAGUGAUGAUGUUGCCAUGAGACUUGUGGAGGGGUCUAGAGAGAGCUGUACCAGGGUCUCCUCAGAGCAGGGACAACUUUGAAAUUAAAGCAGGUUGUCUGUGGUCCUGUCCAGCCCAGUAUUACCUCCAAGGCCAGAAAUGGAACUGUUGAACCUUUUCAGAAGUUUACUGAAGCAUGCAAAAAUAAUACCAUAGCCAUGAACCUGAAACCAGCAAGUAGGUGCGAAAUGACCAUCAGACCUGUUCUCUUCCAGAUCUGAAACUUAAGCUUUAAAACUUUUAGAUCUUAAAUAACCAAUAUAAGUUUCAUAAUAAGGAAAAAGUCAGGUUAUCUGGCAUGAUUUUAGCUUUGACAAACAUGAAUUGGUGCAACCAUACAUUCAAAAUCACAAUUGAAGAUAUUUCUGUAUAGGCCACUCUAAUUCUAAUACUCUUGCUGGAUUUUCAAAAAUCCCAUUUGAAUUAUAAAUGUGAAAAUGGAAAAAUGCAAAAUAAUUCUGCCUGUGUGGAGAAAAGUUGUUUUAUAGUAAAUCAUUCAAAGGUGUGUUUUAUGAAUGUUUUAUAGCUGAAUGGUAAUGUUCCUGAAUAAUGCAUUGGAACAAAAAAAAAGGAUUGUGAGCACAGAAUAUCCUUUUAAAAAUAUUUUAACAUAUAUUAUGCCAAAAAAAUGAUGUUGCUGUCAAAGAAACAGUCAACAUGCACGUUUGCUACAGAAGUACAAUAUUAGAUGCUAAUAAAGUAUUAUGUGUUUCAAAAUAUUACAUAUUAGUAUUUCAAAAUCCUUAGAAAGGUGUGUUACUUUUUCCCUAUUUGGCUGGUAUCUAUGGUGUCAGGAAGUGUUUGGUAUGGUUUAAACUCAGUCCAAUUGGCACAAUAAACUCCUGAGGUUCUACAAUCUGCGCUGAAAACAUUUAAACCAGAAUUAAAUUAAGAUUACAUUCCUUGCAUGGAUGGCUUAUACAAAUGAACAUAUACUAUGGAUUCUAAUUAAAAGGAGAAAAUGUUUUUCAAUUUGUUCUUGGCAAUCUUAGUGACUCAAGAGGUUCUGAAUUUCCAACAUGCAUCUUUUGUACAGUACAAUUAGGUUUUGUGUUUAGCACACUAAUUUAAAAAGACUCUUCUCUAGUUUACAAGUAAAUAAUAUAGUUCAAUAUACCUGAAUACAACAGAUGCUUUAUGAAAGCAUUUAGAAUAAUAAGUGUAAUUCAAACAUUCAGCAAGAACUCAGCAUCAUUUUAACAAAAUGCACGAGAUGCUGAAAACAUUUAAAUACACGUAAUCUGAUUGUUAUAAUGUGUCUCAUUUCACACAGAACACAAAUUUAGUUACAGAAAAGAAUUUAGCUAGACACACUAAUAAAUUUAUGUUUGAUAAUCUGUGCACUUGAAAACAUUACAAAUAAACAUAAAGAAUUUAUAACAUAUAGUUUUCUGUAUGUUAGUCUACUUCUAUAGUCUCUCUUGAUUGGAUUUCAGGUACCACAGCAAAAUCUUUUGCUCCUUGAAAGUGGGCCAAAUGUGCCUCAGUUAUUCUUUGGAAUAUAUACUAAAGGUAGCUUUGGCUUUUUAAAAUACUACAGUUGCAAAGAAAAGAGUUCUUUUACCUUUGUUUAGUUCAUGAACUAUGACACAUAGUAACCACAAGAAAACCAAAUAGGAAUUUAGCUGUCACCAAAUGGCCCUGUGGCUAACCUUAAUAAAUUGUGCAAUACUUGUCACCUUUGAUGUAUAGAUACUCGCAUUGUAUAGUAGACUUAGAAAAUUACUUAUUUAUCACUUAAUGCUGAAUGCAAAAAGCUGUACAUUAAUCACAGUAAUAUAUUCUGUAAUAUGAGGGUGCACUGGCAAAUGCUGACCAGUAAUAUAAUAUAACUUUAAAUGUGUUAUUCAAUUUUGGGUGAUACACUAGAAUAAUCAAGAAUUUUUUAAUGUGAUUUGGAGUUCUGUAAGAGAAGAGUUUGCACUUUUAUCUCCAUAUUUCAGGGAGCAGGAGAUGCUCAAAUUUCAGAGUGCUUUUUAUUAGACUAAGAAUUUAAAGCUUACAUAUUUGGAGGUAUUAUUUAUUUGUGUAAUACUACUUGGAUAAAACUGAGCUGGAAAAAGUAAGCACCAUUCUGUUCCUUCACCAACUGCUGGAAAACAGCUGAGUCAGUAACAAUAAUAAAGGCAACCUCUUAAUAUUUCAAAUAGUUUCUUUCAGUUCAUACAAGUGUAUUUUUUCUAAGCAGAGCUGGAGAUCAGCUGUAUUUUUCCAUUCAACAUCUCCUCUGAAGCCAUUUUAAAUUUAAGUUCUUAGUCAUACAAUGAUGCAUAGACAUACAAUGUUGCAGUGUAAUGAUAGUCUUGCUUGUACUAUUGUCUCAAUGCACGCAAAUGAGGAUUAAAAUAAUGUCAUCAACUAUUAAUGACGCAUAACUGUUAAAUUUGUGAUGUCGACUGCAAAGCCUCAAACAAGCCUUUCUUUCUCUCACAACAAUAAAGUAAUCUGGCCUUAGUUAUCAUUUUGUGUACAGUGGUUCCUGCAUUACGCUAAAAGCUGCAACACUUAGCAAAGACUACCACCUACACUGCCAAGCUAAAAUGUAAAAAUCUACAGAGAACACAUUUUGAUUUGGGACUAAAACCAAAAUAGAAUACUGCAGUCAGAGCUUUCAACUAGCUUCUUAAAACAGACAAAAGCUGCUGGGUAUAUAAGGGUAUAGAAAUGCGCAUUUCAAGUAAAACCACCUCAGAAGAGGUAAGCUACCAAAGCGUACUGAUGGACUAGGGUUAAGUAGAAAUUCAUGGCAAAUCCAGUUAGUAAACAAUAGAGAGAAGCAAAAUCUUCAUUGAAAAGCCUGUAUAUAAUCAAGACAUUAUUAAAAAGUCCUCAAACUUUCCAAAUGCUAAUGCACCAUCCCAUGGACACAGAAUGCUGCUUUUGAGAAACUCAAGGAAGCAGCUUUAGCCUUGGUCAUCAGAUGACAAAAAUGUAAGGUUAGAACUAGGUUGUUUACAUAGGCUACCAAGGAGGGUAUAGGAACAGUUUUCUAACAGCAGAAUGGUAAAAAUAGAGACUGCUGAUUUAUACACUAUCAGCCUUUACUAAAAACUGAGCUUUGAUAUGUUCAGAAAGAGAGGGGGAAGACUGAGUUCAUAUUAUACAGCGAAAAAUAUAUCAAUAGGAGGCAAACAGGUAACACUUAUUUCUGCUGCCAAAAAAUAGGGCAAAUCUGUCCCUAAUAACAGCAACAUCUUCUUAACUGUCAAUUUAGGAUCUGCCAGUGAAAUUGAAAUCCGAGACUUGGUGGUUGGAUGCUGAUACUUUUGAGAAAUAUAGAGUAGAUCAAAGUCCAAAACGAGAUGUAAACAUAUCAAUACUCAUUUAACAACCCCAAAUUUCAGCCAAAUGUGAAUCAACAAAUUUAACUGCAAUAAGCCACCAUGGCAAUUGCCUAACACUAAUGGAAGAUGAUGAGAAUACUGUGCAGUUUUGUUUAAACGCAUGAAGGUGGCAGCUGCAAAAAUCAUGCAAAAAUCAUGCAAAAAUAUGCAAGAAUCGGUUCUCAAAGCUCAUCUAAGGAUUAGAUUAGGGAGACAAAAAGUAAACAAUUUAUAAUGAGGAGUGACAUUAGCUAAAAUAUGACUCCUAGAUUAAAAUAAAAUGUUUGUUUUACCCUGGUGAACCUUUCCCCACAAGAAAAAAAAACAACUUUGUGUUUUCUUGGUUAUUAUUCACAGACUUUGAGAUGGAUACACUAGAAAAUAUCAUACUAAAGGAUGACUUGUCUUUGCCAAUUUCAUCCUUCUUAGACAUGGUAUAGCCCCAGAAGUAACACCUAACAAACAGGAUGCAAUUUGACAGCAAUUAGCUCAGCCUACUUUCAAUGAUGUCCUGAACUUACACCUUUCACUAGAUUGGGUAGAAAACAACACUUAAAUAAUAACAAGUUUAUCAGAAAAGACUUAUGGUCAGAUGUAGUUCUGUGUGUCACAUUGUUAAGGUGCAGUCUGGCACCGGUGAUGGAUGGGCUCCCACAAGCUGACACCCUGUUUAGAAGAAAACCAAAGACAGAAAUAUCUACAGGUUAGAACCUGAUGGACAGAAGUGGAGAAAUUCUGUUCUUGGCGGAAGAUGAUCUGUGUUGAGUAAUAUUAAUCUCACCUGGUUUUAGACCUCUGUAGUGUAUGUGUGUUGUAUGUUACUAUUUUAGAAGUGGCUGGAAGCAGUGACAUAUUUAACAGGCUUAAACCAAUAAGUGUAUGUACACAAAAUGCAAUAUUACUAAAGAA
Columba livia (rock pigeon) is the source of this 7682-nucleotide messenger RNA. Its product is annotated as opsin-3. Gene Ontology annotation, cellular component: plasma membrane; photoreceptor outer segment. Bases 776 to 1900 code for a protein of 374 amino acids. The transcript has 6 exons. Gene Ontology annotation, biological process: cellular response to light stimulus; phototransduction; visual perception. The record is from RefSeq and is a predicted model, not a curated record. Gene Ontology annotation, molecular function: G protein-coupled photoreceptor activity. Lineage: Eukaryota; Metazoa; Chordata; Aves; Columbiformes; Columbidae.